UGCUAGUGUAGUGGCGAAGGGAGGGAGUGAACCUUCUGGCUCGGAUUUUUCUUUUAUCGAAACGUGGAAAGAUCUGUCGCGAUGCAAGUGCCUGCGGUUUUUAUGGAUUUACCUCCCGAGGAUCAGGCUCAAGAAUUGAGAAUUUACUUCAAGAGCUUGGGUGCAGAAAUAAGUGAUGAAAAGUCGCCCCGUGGAAUUGAAGAUGAUUUACAUAAAAUAAUAGGUGUCUGUGAUGCCUGUUUUAAAGAGGGCAACGAGAUUGAAAUUGAAAAUAUUCUCAAUGACAUUGUAUCGAUCCUAAUCCACAUUCCAGUGGAGAGAGCUGAAAAUUUAAUUCUAGCAUUUUGCGAAAAAUUGAAAAAAGCUCCGGGACAAAAAUUAGGCCUAGUCUGUCUCAAAGCUCUUUGGCUUCUCUUUCAGUCUCUUGAGGAAAAAUCUCCCAUGAGAUAUCACGUUUAUUAUAAUCUUGUGCAAGUUGCUAGGAAUGUCGAUCAAGUCAAAGCUGUUUACAGUGGAGUUGAACAGUUGAAAGAACAAUUCAAGGCAUUUCCACCCAAUAAUGAGCAAAUGCAGAAAUUACUGCGUUUGUUGCAUGAAAUUUUAUUGAGUUGUAAGCAAGGAGAUCAAGCAGCAGCAGUAAUGGUAGAACUUCUGGGCACAUAUACCGCCGAAACAGCAUCUGAAGCACGUGAAGAUGCAAUGCAUUGCAUUCAAGCAGCUCUAGCUGAUCCAAACACUUUCCUCUUGGAUCCACUACUUGCACUCAAGCCAGUUAGAUUUCUGGAGGGUGAACUUAUUCACGAUCUACUGCUCAUUUUCGUUCAAGAAAAAUUGCCAUCUUAUAUCCAGUUUUAUAGUAAUCAUAAGGAAUUUGUGGAGCACACUGUGGGUUUGAAUCAUGACCAGAAUAUGAAAAAAAUGAGGCUACUUACGUUCAUGCAACUGGCUGAAACAAAUCCGGAAAUGUCCUUUGAAACAAUUCAGAGUGAGCUCCAGCUUGAGGAGGAUAAUGUUGAGAGUUUCAUCAUCGAUGUCCUGAAAACUAAACUCGUUCGUGCACGUAUGGAUCAAGCAGGUCGUAAAGUCCUCAUUUCCUCAACAAUGCACCGAACAUUUGGAAAACCUCAGUGGAUGCAAUUGAGAGAUCUUCUCGUAGCUUGGAAGACUAACUUGUCAUCAGUUCAGGAUGGAAUGAAAUCGGUGGCAUCAGCACAAAUGGAGCUGGCUGCCAAAACUAAAGCCCCAUUAGCCCACUAACAGUACUCGGAGUUUUUCCCUAUUUUUCAAAGUGGACAGAAUCAAUUGUGACAUUCCAUCGUUUAAUGUCACGGCGAAUCGUUGAGACAACAAUUAUACAUCAUCAUCAUUCGGACAGGGAUAAUUUAAUUAUUAUUAUUUAAAACGAAAUAAAUAAAAAAUUUCAAGCAUUAUCUUUCCAAAAUCGGAUCGAGUGAAAUAAACAAGAUGAAUGAAUAAUUAGACAUUGAUAGGAAAUCAAUUUUUUGUACAAACCCUCGUGAAUUUCAGUGAAAAACAAUAAAAUAUUGGUCAUUUGAUAACAGAAAAUCUAUUUGAGAAAUGUGUGUAAUACUACAUUUUGUGCACUAUCUUUACGUAUGAUAAAAUGAUUUAUAAUUUUACAAUUUUCUCUCUAGAACAAUCACUUGAGUCAUCUUCUAGUAUUCUCUUUAGAGAAUAAUUAUGAUUUAUUGUCUCAUCUUCAGAAUUGACCGUUGAUUUUUUUCGCUGAAUGAUAAAUUUCUGAUAGUCCUCCUCGGAUAAUAAACUUUUUUUCAUCUCUUCGUAAAUCUUGAUAUUAGGCAAAACAAUUGCAAGGUAACCACCUUUGUGAGGUGGCUGUUUAAUCAAUUGUGGAUUUUCCACAAGUGUUUCAUUAACUUCAAUUAAUUUACCCAUUAUACAGCAUUUGAUAUUCCAUUUUUCACCAUUAUCACAAGAUAUUAUACAUAUGUUUGAACUCUCU
This is a messenger RNA of Diachasma alloeum, 1984 nucleotides long. It is a transcript of the gene eIF3m, whose product is annotated as eukaryotic translation initiation factor 3 subunit M. Gene Ontology annotation, cellular component: eukaryotic translation initiation factor 3 complex; cytoplasm. The coding region runs from base 82 to 1257 and encodes 391 amino acids. The record is from RefSeq and is a predicted model, not a curated record. Gene Ontology annotation, biological process: cytoplasmic translational initiation. The transcript is spliced from 5 exons. Gene Ontology annotation, molecular function: translation initiation factor activity. NCBI's taxonomy places the organism in Eukaryota, Metazoa, Arthropoda, Insecta, Hymenoptera, Braconidae.